GAUCAGAUAGCAAGUUUGAUCAACCUUCACUGAAAUACAAGGGGUUACCAAGUUUGUUAGGUGUUCCUUGAUUGGUUUAUAUGUGUCUAGUCCCGCCCUCCGGUUUGGAAUGUGAAAUGUGAUUGGUUGUUGAGGAGAGGGGGAUUUGACAGCCGGCAGUUUUGGAAACAGAGAGAGACGCGCUGCGGUCUGGAAUGAUUGAGAAACAUACACGGAGAGUAAAAAUACACGACAUUGUAAAGUAGAUCGCGUGUGAAUAACACAGUUCUAAUUACUUUGAGUUUGUUUUGUGUUUGAUUUGAGUUCGCUGUGUGUUUUUAUCAGAUAAGUUACCAGUGUCAGAUAUUAGUCAGUUCAGAGCAAGUAGGCAUUUUUUAAAUGCCUAUAGCGUUAACUGACAGUACCGCGGAUUUAAACAUAAAUCCGAGGAGAGACAGUUAAACGGAAAAUCAGGAGAGAAAAGAAAAGACUGCCAACUUAGGAUCGGACGGUGCAGAAAGAGUCUUGGAGGAGCAGAUUUGGUGGUUUCUCUGACUAUGGGGGAGUUGCAUUUUGUCAGCUGAAAGUUAAAAGUGAAAGCAAGGAUUUAAUAGAGACCUGCUGCAGGAGUUCCGCCGAUCGAUUGCUGAUUGUUAGAUCGCUGUCCACGAGAGUUGUCAUCUGGAGUGUUGUCAUCUUGACUGCUGUCAUCUGGAUCGCUGUCAUCUGGAUCUGAGCUGCAUCCUACAAUCAAAAGCUGUGUUCUCUUGACGGAGAUUGUAAUACAGACCUGCUGCUCCCUGUUUACCGAGACAAUCAUCAUUAUCAAUGAGGACAUUAAGAAUGGCUGUGUUCAAGCAACAAAAACUGGAGGAUUUCUAUGAUAUUGGUGAAGUCCUUGGAAGUGGUCAGUUUGCAAUUGUGAAACGCUGCAAGGAGAAGAGUACUGGUAUGGAGUAUGCUGCAAAGUUGAUUAAAAAGCGACAGCAUCAGGCAAGCCGGAGAGGCAUUCAACGAGAGGAGAUCGAGAGGGAAGUGAACAUCCUCCAAGAGCUCCAGCACCCCAAUAUCAUUGCAAUGCAUGAUAUUUAUGAGAACCCCACUGAUGUGAUGCUUGUCCUGGAGCUUGUUUCAGGAGGUGAGCUUUUUGACUUCUUGGCUCAGAAAGAGUCACUUUGUGAAGAGGAAGCCACUGAAUUCAUCAAACAGAUUCUCAAUGGAGUUCAGUAUCUGCACUUCAAGAAAAUAGCACAUUUUGACCUGAAGCCUGAGAAUAUCAUGCUGUUGGAUCACAAUGUCCAACUGCCACGGAUCAAGCUUAUUGAUUUCGGUUUGGCACAUAGGAUCAAAGACGGUGUGGAAUUCAAAAACAUUUUUGGGACUCCCGAAUUUGUUGCUCCAGAGAUAGUGAACUACGAGCCACUGGGAUUAGAAGCAGACAUGUGGAGCAUUGGAGUCAUCACAUACAUCCUAUUGAGUGGAGCAUCACCGUUCCUGGGUGACUCCAAGCAGGACACUCUAGCAAACAUCUCAGCAGUGAAUUUUGAAUUUGAUGAAGAUUUUUUUGGCAGCACAAGUGAACUGGCCAAAAGCUUCAUCAGGCAACUGCUUGUGAAAGAUACAAGAAAGAGGCUUAAAAUACAAGAUGCACUCAACCACCCCUGGAUUAAGCCCAUAAACCCCAGACAAGCCCUUGUGAAACGACAAUCUGUAGUGAAUAUUGAGAACUUCAAGAGACAGUAUGCCCGAAGGAGGUGGCAGUUUUCUUUUAGAAUUGUGACCCUCUGCAACCACUUGACACGGAUGAUGAAAAAAGGUCACCCUAACCAACAGGACAAAUCCAAGAUGGGCUGUGUAGGGCGCACUGUGGCCAAAUUUGAAAGAGAGUGCGAGAGUGAUCAAGAGGAGGAGGUGAUGCUAAGGAGACCCCAAACCAGAAGGAGAAGUAGCACGUCUUGAAACUCCUUGGUGCUCCAUUGACUAACCACAAACUGUUGCACAAGGCUGAUAUUGAAAACUUUUUCUGUAUGAUAAUACAGUAUGUGUGUAUGUUUGAUGUUUGUGCAACGUCUUUUAUACAGUAUUGUUUAGUUGUGAAGAUGGUUAUUUUAAGAUGCAAUCACAUAGAACAAUAUUUUUGUGAGGUGAAAUUCAUUCAUUGUAAAAGGUGAGAUCAGUUCAUAUGGGGUCAAAUAAUUUUCCUAUUCAGAUGAAAAAACUUUCAAAAACAUUGCUAAAUUUACCACAACUUCACACAUCAUUUUCAUUUAACAAAAUAAGUUUGUAUAAAAGGAACUGUUUGAAAUCCAGUGUUAAGCAAAGUACUACUCACAAGUCUCUUAUUUUCUAACAUGGGUUCAUAAAGCUCUUAAGAGAACAAUACAUCAGAUUGAAUUUAUUUUGAUUUCAUAACUUAUUAAAAUUAAGGUACACUGUAAAAAAAAUUCUGUAAAAUUUACGGAAAAAUACUGGCAGCUAUGGUUGCCAGAACUUUUUUGUAAAAAAAUACAUAAUUUUUCUGUAAAAUUGUUUUUACAGAAAAAUGUUGUAUUUUUAACAUGAGAAAAUUUUAUUCAUUAACUCAUGCAAUGACCAUUUACAAGCCUUUGAGUUAAUUAUUUAUAUUUGCAUUUACUGGCAUUAAAAUCAAUAUUUUAAAUGUCUAAGUAAUAUAUCUGAGCAUAUUGAUAUUG
Messenger RNA from Danio aesculapii, 2672 nucleotides. It is a transcript of the gene dapk2b, whose product is annotated as death-associated protein kinase 2b. Gene Ontology annotation, cellular component: cytoplasm; nucleus. The record is from RefSeq and is a predicted model, not a curated record. The transcript has 12 exons. Bases 808 to 1938 code for a protein of 376 amino acids. Gene Ontology annotation, biological process: intracellular signal transduction; positive regulation of apoptotic process; protein phosphorylation. Lineage: Eukaryota; Metazoa; Chordata; Actinopteri; Cypriniformes; Danionidae. Gene Ontology annotation, molecular function: protein serine/threonine kinase activity; ATP binding.